Spodoptera exigua (beet armyworm) is the source of this 1396-nucleotide messenger RNA. Lineage: Eukaryota; Metazoa; Arthropoda; Insecta; Lepidoptera; Noctuidae. The record is from the annotation of a GenBank genome assembly.
CGCGGACGCACCAUCGUCAGUCGCGGCGGGCAUCAUACCAAAAUGAGGACGCUGACUAUUACGAUAUGGGUGGUGUUGGCAUGCGCCACAUCACUAGCCGUGCCUAUCCAGGAGACGGCCAAGGACACUGAGUUAUCUCGUGAUAAACGCUCCCCUGGAGGUUGGCACUCUCCACCACCGGAGGGAGUGUGGAAGAAGAAACUCGUAUGGAAGGAAGACUGGAAACAAAUCUGGAAAACAGAAAAGAAACUGGUCUGGAAAACUGAAUGGAAAAAAGAAAAAGUACCAGCAUGGAAAACAGAAAAAGUACAACAAUGGAAAGAAGAGCAAGUGCCUGCGUGGAAAGUAGUCCAGAAACCAAUCUGGAAGGAAGUGCAGGUACCCAUCUGGAAGGAAGUUCAGGUUCCAGACUGGAAAAAAGUAUGGAAACCAGUUUGGAAAGAAAUCCAAGUCCCUCACACUAAGGAAGUACAGGUACCUGAAUGGAAACAAAUCCACGUCCCUGAAUGGGUGAAAGAAGGCGUACCCGGAGAGAAGUACCUCGGCAAGGAUGACCACGGUUGGGAAUACACUAGCCACGACCUCUGGAGAAAGAAGAUGAUCUGGAAGCCCGUAUGGAAGAAGGUCUGGAAGACAGAGCACAAACAAGUGUGGGUAACUGAGAAGAAGCUAGAAUGGAAAGAAGAGUGGAAGCAGAUCUGGAGAACUGAGAAGAAACAAGCGUGGGUCACCGAGAAGAAACAAGAGUGGGUAGAAGAGAAAGUACAAAUCUGGAAGACAGUCAAGAAAGAGGUCUGGGUACCAGUACAGAAGAAAAUAUGGGUAGAGAAAUGGAAGCAGGUUCAGGUACCUGUAUGGAAGUCCAUUGAAGUGCCAGCGUGGAAGAAGGUAUGGAAACCAGUGUGGCAGAAGGUGUGGGUACCAAUCCACCACGAAGAGCAUCACGAAGAACACCACGGAUGGGACUAAGAUUAGGUAAAAAUCUUCCUUGUACAUAUUUUUUAGUCAUUUGUUAACUAUUUGUUACCGUCAAGUACCAAUUUUUGUAAAUAUUUUUAUUUGUGUAAGUGCGGGGCGUACGCGAAGGUGAAUGCUUUCCGGCGAGUGUCAGAAAUAUUUUCUUUUCCAAAAUUGCGACUGCGAAAUGUGUUUAGCUUUGCGUGCGCCUUAGGAAGUGAGUUUUACGUAAUAGUUUCAUACAUUUUAACGCAGUUCACUUCCUCCUCUUGAGUCUAUUGUUUGUGGCCGACAAUGGGCCUGAUCCCAUGGCCGAUUCACUCAUGUAUACAUCUAAGUUUAACACUCUCGAAACAAUAUCAACUGCGUUCAUAUAGUAUACAACUUCCAUACAGAUUUGUUUACCGUUUGUAUUACUUCAGAAAGUGGUAAAAGAGGC